Molecule: messenger RNA, 1363 nt
Organism: Malus domestica (apple)
Lineage: Eukaryota; Viridiplantae; Streptophyta; Magnoliopsida; Rosales; Rosaceae
Product: gibberellin 2-beta-dioxygenase 3
Source: RefSeq, a predicted model, not a curated record
GUAGACAAUCCUCUCCUUAUAAAAUCGAGAGAGGCACCACAUGAUAAUGCUGCCCUACAAGAAGUCAGCCUUUUCAAACAUCAAAAGACACAUCCUCUCAACACACAAGCAACAGCAGCAGCUACCACUGCCACCAUGCACGGCGGCGCCACCUCAGCACCACCCCCAACACCCUCCAACAACCUCUUGUCCACCUCAGAUGCCGCGACAGCAGAUGCCCUCUCGAGGCUCCUCCACCGUCUUCCUCCUACUCUCUCGUCCCUUCCCACACGCCGCUCACCUCCCAAGACGUGUCCACAAUCGAUCUCUUUCUCCGACGUCCAAGCCAACCCGACCCUCCUCUCCUGCGCUUCCCAACUCGGGUUCUUCCAGCUCACCAACCACCCUAUCCCAUCCCAACUCGCCAACUAGGCAGAGUCGGAAGCGCUCUCUCUGUUCGACCUUCCUACACCUCAAAAACAAACAUCCGUCCCCAAGAGCUGGCCUUUAGGAUUUGAAGACGACGACGAGGAUAACGGAGACGGACUCGGUCAGUCGUUCUGUUUGGACUCGUCGUGUUCCACCGAGUCGACCGAGUUGUCCUUAACUUCUUUGCGCGAGUUCACUCGUGCUUUGGAGAAAGUGGGGCUGGAGGUCAUCGAGCUGCUUUGUAGCUCAUUAGGGUUUCAGAACCCACUAGGGAAAGAUGACCCGACCCGGUUUUCUACCAUGAUGUGGAUCUCUGAGGGCUUACCAGAUAAGAAGUCGCAGACGGCGGGUCGGUUUUACCCGUAUGUAGUCGGGUUACAGUACCAAAUCCGAAGUAGUCAGACGUACUCCUUGCUGGCGGAUUCCGGUUGGCUCUCGGUGUUACCGCAGGUGGAUUCAAUCAUGGUUACCAUUGGUGACAUUGCUCAAGUAUGGAGUAAUGGGAAGUUGAAGAAAGUGAGAGGAAGGCCAGUGGCAUGUUUGGGAAACGACUCCAAGCCAUCAGGUCGCUGCAUAUCAAUGUCGCUGUUGGUGACUCUUCCCAUGGACAGUACAUUGUCUCCUCUUCUUCAAAUUGCAGCCAUUGAUGGAAAUGACAGAGAUGAUGAUUGAUAUGCAGGAUAUCAAAUCGACGGUAGAUGUGGGGGUGGCGAAAGAGAAGCAGGAAGGUUCUUUAAGUCAUUUUGUCUCGAAGACUAUGCUUGGAGAGUGUAUCAUGAACGCCUAUUUUUCAAAGAUCCACUGGACAGAUAUCGUAUCAAGAAACAAUUUUAAUUUAAUUUCAUAGCUAGAAAUGCAGCAUGUUGUUGUUUUUUGUUUUUUAUUUCUGGGAUAAACUCAGCUGUUUUUCAUUUGGUAACUCAUUGAAGCUUAAAUCUAUAUCUUUUAAAUUAGA